Staurois parvus is the source of this 1530-nucleotide messenger RNA. Lineage: Eukaryota; Metazoa; Chordata; Amphibia; Anura; Ranidae. The record is from the annotation of a GenBank genome assembly.
AUGGCAGCGGGGAGAGCCGCCUCUUACUCGUCUCCAUCCUCCAGCUUCAAUGCUGGCUAUGGGAACAGCCACAGCGGGGCGGCGGCCAGUGAGGAUGAGGAUGGACAGAACCUGUGGUCCUCCAUACUGAGUGAGGUUUCCACUAGGUCUCGUUCAAAGUUACCCUCUGGAAAGAAUGUGCUGGUGCUUGGUGAGGAUGGAGCUGGCAAGACAAGUUUGAUAGGAAAGCUGCAGGGAAUCGAAGAGUACAAGAAAGGAAGAGGAAUGGAAUAUCUUUACAUUAACGUCCAUGAUGAAGACAGAGAUGAUCAAACCAGAUGUAAUGUGUGGAUUUUGGAUGGUGAUCUUUAUCACAAGGGCCUGCUGAAGUUUGCCAUGGAUGUUGGUAGUGUUAGGGACACAUUGGUCAUGUUGGUGGUAGAUAUGUCACGGCCUUGGUUGGCCUUGGAUUCACUUCAGAAGUGGGCCAGUGUUGUCCGUGAGCACAUAGACAAAAUAAAAAUCCCCCCUGAAGACAUGAAGGAGAUGGAAGAGAAAAUGGUUAGAAAUUUCCAAGAAUAUGUAGAGCCUGGAGAUGAAUUUCCUGCCUCACCGCAGAGGAGGGCUACAUCCUCGCAAGAGGAUCAAGAUGACAGCGUGAUCCUGCCCUUGGGAGAAGACACCCUAACGCAUAACCUUGGCAUUCCUGUAGUAGUAGUUUGCACAAAGUGUGAUGCCAUCAGUAUUUUGGAAAAAGAACACGAUUAUACAGAUGAGCACUUUGACUUUAUUCAGUCCCAUAUCCGGAAGUUUUGUUUACAGUAUGGCGCCGCACUAAUUUACACAUCAAUCAAAGAGAACAAAAAUAUAGACAUUGUAUAUAAGUAUAUUGUCCAGCACUUAUAUGGAUUUCCCUUCAAUAUGCCUGCUGUGGUUGUAGAAAAGGAUGCAGUAUUUAUUCCUGCAGGAUGGGAUAAUGAGAAGAAGAUAGGAAUUUUACAUGAAAACUUUCAAACGCUAAAACCAGAGGAUGCUUUUGAAGAUAUAAUCACUAAACCACCUGUGCGAAAGUUUGUGCAUGAGAAAGAGAUUGUAGCAGAAGAUGAUCAGGUGUUCCUUAUGAAGCAGCAAUCACAGUUGGCAAAACAACCACCAUCUUCAGCAGGACGACCAGAUGCAUCUCCAAGAGUUCCUGGUGGGUCUCCAAGGACACCCAGCAGAUCAGGAUCAUCUAAUGUUACCAGUGUGUCGCCUGUCCCUGCUGGCACAAAGAAAAUUGAUCCCAACAUGAAAGCUGGAACAACAAGUGAAGGAGUGCUUGCUAAUUUCUUUAACAGCUUACUAAGCAAGAAAACUGGAUCCCCUGGGCCUGGGGGUACAGGCAGCCCUACAGUCAAUUCUGGAGGCAACAGCCUGCCAACAUCUGCCAAAAAAACAGGCCAAAAGCCAGUGUUAACAGACGUCCAAGCUGAACUGGAUAGAAUCUCUCGUAAACCUGAUAUUGUCUCCCCAACAUCACCUACAUCCCCUACAGAAAAUGAAGCAUCUUGA